Messenger RNA from Penicillium oxalicum, 1542 nucleotides. RefSeq names its product acyl-CoA dehydrogenase family protein. The record is from RefSeq and is a predicted model, not a curated record. Bases 1 to 1542 code for a protein of 513 amino acids. Lineage: Eukaryota; Fungi; Ascomycota; Eurotiomycetes; Eurotiales; Aspergillaceae. The transcript is spliced from 3 exons. Gene Ontology annotation, molecular function: acyl-CoA dehydrogenase activity; flavin adenine dinucleotide binding; heme binding.
AUGCCAGCCCAAAUCAUCUCUCGCGCCGAGGUUGCCAAGCACAACACCGAGGAUUCCCUCUGGUGUAUCAUUGAUCAUCGUGUCUAUGAUUUGACCGACUUUGUCGACGCCCAUCCUGGUGGCGCCGUCGUUUUGACUCAGGUUGCCGGCAAGGAUGCCACGACAGACUUCUACAACCUGCACCGACAAGAAGUGCUGGAAAAGUACCGGGAGCAAUUAUGUAUCGGCACCAUUGAAGGCGAGAAGCCCGAGGUCAUCGAGCCCCAGGUGGGCGCGUUGAGCCCCGUUCCUUACGCCGAGCCCCUGUGGCUGCGCCCCGAAUUCAAGAGCCCGUACUACAAGGAGAGCCACCACCGAUUGCAAAAGGCCAUGCGCGAAUUCACCGAUAAAUACAUUACCCCAGAGGCCCAGGAGAAGGAGCAGGACGGGACCUACAUCAGCCAGGAGCUGAUCGACCGUAUGGCCGAAACAAACAUCCUCGCCAUGCGACUGGGACCUGGGAAGCACCUGCACGGGCGAUCCAUCCUGGGAGGCGUCAUCGAUGGAAAGGAGUUUGAUUACCUGCACGACAUGAUCGUCACCCAAGAGAUGGUGCGGGCGAACGCUCGUGGCUUCCAGGAUGGCAACAUGGCCGGUAUGGCCAUCUCAUUGACGGCAGUGCAGCAGUGGCUGCAUAACCAGGAGCUCAAGGAGAGAGUCACCUCGGAGGUCCUGUCUGGCCAGAAGAAGAUGUGUCUUGCGAUUACCGAAGCCUUUGCCGGCUCCGACGUGGCUGGUCUGAAGACGACCGCCGAGAAGACCCCCGAUGGCAAGUUCUAUAUUGUCAACGGUACCAAGAAGUGGAUCACCAACGGCAUGUUUGCCGACUACUUCGUGACCGGAUGCCGAACGGAGAAGGGGUUCUCGGUCCUUCUGAUCCCCCGCGGCGAGGGCGUCGAAACGAAGCAGAUCAAGACAUCCUACUCGACCGCCGCUGCCACUGCCUUUGUCCAGUUUGAGAAUGUCAAGGUGCCCGUAGGCAAUCUUCUGGGCGAGGAGCACAAGGGAUUCAUCGUGAUCAUGAGCAAUUUCAACCAUGAGCGCUUCAUGAUGGCUGGUGCAGUGGUUCGCAUGUGCAUGACGAUCGUCGAAGAGUGCCUGAAGUGGUGCAACCAACGGAUUGUCUUUGGCAAGAAGCUCAUUGAGCAGCCCGCGAUCCGCCAGAAGCUUGCCCGCAUGAUUUCUCUCACCGAGUCCAACCAAGCUUGGCUCGAGUCAGUUGCGUACCAGAUGUGCAACAUGUCCUACGCCGAACAGGCCGUCCACUUGGGUGGGCCGAUCGGUCUGCUCAAGUCGCACGCUACCCGCGCGGCGCAGGAGAUUGCCGACUACUCCACGAACAUCUUUGGUGGUCGUGGUCUCACCCAGAGCGGAAUGGGCAAGGUGGUGGAGAUGUUCCACCGCACUUAUAAGUUUGACGCCAUCCUCGGUGGUACCGAGGAGAUCCUGGCCGAUCUGGGCGUGCGACAGGCGAUGAAGAAGUUCCCCAAGUCGAUGCUGUAG